GCCGAGGAAGAGGACCCUCGAGUCUCAUGAGCAUCUUUUAUCUUCGGGGGAUCGGUGUCGGCUGGCUUGGUUCUCUUGCUGUGCCUCCUCUUCCUCUCUGUGGGUUGAUUUUAAUAUAUUCUUGCAUACCUCGUUGGGAUUGUUGGUCCUACUACUGGAGUGACACACCAUACGAUACUAAAAGUUGAUUUGUCUGGCCGGUCACAGUUGUACCAAGGUUCUCCCCAUAUCAUUUGUACAGUUUGAUCAGAAAGACUAUUGCUCGCCAAUAUGGUUCAGGAGCCCCGUUACCUCGAGUUCGCCCGCUCAGACGAGGCCACCGGCAUCGAUGGCAAGCCCAUGCUCAAUCGCUAUUCAACCCAUCUGACCAGAGGCCAUGACUUCCCGGGGGCCCAAGCAAUGUUGUACGGCGCCGGAGUCCCCGACAGCCUUACCAUGAAAACGGCUCCUCAUGUCGGCGUGGCCAGUGUAUGGUGGGAAGGCAACCCCUGCAAUAUGCAUCUGCUCGACCUGGGCAAGGAGGUCAAAAAGGCUCUAACCUCGCGCGGCAUGCUCGCAUGGCAGUACAACACUAUCGGAGUCAGCGACGCCAUCACCAUGGGUAACCAAGGAAUGAGGUUCAGUCUGCAAACCCGCGAGAUCAUCGCGGACUCUGUGGAAACGGUGACAUGUGCCCAGGCUCACGAUGCAAACAUUACCAUCCCUGGAUGUGAUAAGAACAUGCCUGGCUGUAUCAUGGGUAUGGCGAGACAUAACCGGCCCAGCUUGAUGAUCUACGGUGGUACCAUUGACAAAGGCUAUUCCGAAACCCUGCGUAAGCCCAUCAAUGUUGCGACUUGCUAUGAAGCAUUUGGGGCAUACCACUUCAACACUCUCCGGCAGCCAGACGAUGGAGGUGACACGUCGAAGACAAAGGAUGAAAUCAUGGAAGAUCUCGAGCGUCAUGCCUGUCCUGGUGCAGGAGCGUGUGGCGGCAUGUACACGGCCAACACGAUGGCCACUGCCAUUGAAACCAUGGGCCUGUCUUUACCGGGCUCAAGUUCGACUCCGGCCAGCUCACCUGCCAAAAUGCGUGAGUGUGCUAAGGCGGCCGAUGCGAUCAAGAUCUGUCUGGAGAAGGACAUCACCCCUAAACAGCUACUGACCAAGAAAUCCUUUGAGAAUGCCUUGGUCAUCACAAUGGCAUUGGGUGGCAGUACCAAUGCCGUCCUCCAUUUUCUCGCCAUGGCAGUCACUGCAGGCGUGGAUCUGACGCUCGAUGAUUUCCAGCGUGUGAGCAACAAGAUUCCAUUCCUGGCAGACUUGGCGCCCUCUGGCAAAUACUAUAUGGCCGAUCUAUAUGAGAUUGGAGGGGUUCCCAGCGUGCAGAAACUGCUCAUUGCCGCUGGACUUUUGGAUGGCGACAUCCCCACAGUUACUGGUAAGACGUUGGCGGAGAACGUUGCCAGCUGGCCCAGUCUGCCGAGCGAUCAAGUCAUCAUCAAGAGUCUGGACAGCCCGAUCAAAUCCAGUGGUCAUAUCCAGAUCCUUCGCGGCAACUUUGCCCCGGCAGGCGCUGUGGCCAAAAUCACAGGCAAGGAAGGUCUUCGAUUCACUGGCAAGGCCAGAUGUUUCAACAAGGAAGCCGAGCUCAACGACGCACUGAACCGGGGAGCUAUCCCACGUGGCGAGAAUCUGGUCCUGAUCGUCCGCUACGAAGGCCCGAAAGGAGGUCCGGGAAUGCCGGAACAACUCAAGGCCAGCGCCGCCAUUAUGGGCGCAAAACUCACUAAUGUCGCUCUAGUCACGGAUGGUCGGUACUCUGGUGCCUCGCACGGUUUUAUCGUCGGCCAUGUGUGUCCUGAGGCUGCCGUGGGCGGACCAAUCGCCUUGGUCAAAGACGGCGAUGAGAUCACUAUUGAUGCCGAAACGAAUACUAUCUCGAUGGACGUCAGUGAUGAAGAACUUGAGCGCCGUCGGAAGGACUGGAAGCCUCCCAAGCCGGUGGUAACGAGAGGUGUCCUGGCAAAGUAUGCCGCCUUGGUCGGCGAUGCCAGUCACGGCGCUGUUACGGAUCUAUUUUGAAGUGGCAGUAGGAGACUUGGGUAAGUCGGUGAUAGGGACACACAGUAAGCCCGAACGGUGUACACUAUGACAGGGCCGUGCAGUUGUCGCAAGAUGUUGAAUAUCGAAACGACACAGUAUAAGCGCGACUAACAAGAUUACAAAAUUGCAGGAAAGGAAAAGCCGGCGAUGUGUGGACAGGUAUAUAUAUCCACAUUCCAUAUAUUCUCAUGACUUGAGCCAGUUCCAAACUUACCUUUGCCAUCAUUCACUGAGAGCUCACGUGGCUGAUCUCUUAGGUCCUUGCCACUCACUACCUGUUUUGAAUUAGGUGCCUGGUUCUGCCUGUUUUCGGAAUAUGCUUCUUGCAAAGCCUCAUACCAAAAAGCUUAAAUAUUGAUCAGCACGAGGACUUCUUUCAACCCUAGGCUCAACCCCGGACUGCACUCUUUAGUGCUCCAUGUGAAUCUUUCUUCCGUCAACCCGCAUGUGGAAUAGGCUGCAGGCUAUCAUCCCCUUUGGUAUAUCCCGUCCUAUCCCUUCAUAGGGGCUUAACGGCAAAGCAGUUGUGCUGCUGCUCCUUACCCCAGCACCAGAUCUGGGCCGGUCAUCAUACCGAAGAAAAUCUGUGAAUCUACAACCAUCACUUCUUUGGUUGGACAGUCACCAAUUUGUCUGCCUAGCUGCGAACUCAGCCUCGUCACCAUAAAACGCACGCUUUAAAGCCGCUGGGGCUUGAUGACCACGCACACCACCAGCGGCUCUCUAUUUCGGUCUUGUUAUUGAUGGAUUCAUUUGUGUUGAGAGCGUCUUGACGGAUCUGAACGGAAAGACUACCUUCUUCUUUCACUUCUUCUCCUCUUCUCUGCCUGACGUUCCUCUUCCUCUCCCGACUGCAACUUCACAAUCUGCAAAGUCUACCACCAUCCUCCUCUCUUCCAGACCAGACAAAGGCAAAGAACGCUACAUCGACAUUGUCUGAUAAACACGUUCAUCAGAAUCAGCAGAUCAUAAUCAAAACAUCAAAAGGCCAACCAAGGUCUACUCUUCUCCCACCUCCACAACCCGAUACCACCACCAACGGAGCAGGGGCCUCCCUUCUCUCCGCUCCCCUUCCUCCCCAUCCUCCUGCUUUGCCUCAAGAUGCCAGGAGCGCUCCGCACCGUUGGUGCCCUCACCAUGGCCGCCUUUGUGCUUCUGGUCGCCGCCGCCGCCAUCGCUGGGGUUGUGGCCGCUGCCUCCCAGAUCAGUUUGUUCAUAACGAGGGGGAUUUGGCUGUUGCUUGGGCGGAAGCCUCUGUUUUGAAAGAGCCAUAUGCGUCUGAGAGUAUAUCUCCCAGCUUUGACGAUGUGACGAGAGACAGAAACAGAACCCUGGUGUCACUCAUUGUUUCUGCGGUCGCCUCCUCGUUGCUAUGCUAUGCACUGACUUAUUACCCUUGCUCCAGCAUCCGGUCCUCUCUGAGCCCGAGAAGCAGGAGCGGUGGCUCCGGCGGCUCUGGGAGCCCCUCCCGUCCUUCUUUGCUCAGUGCCAGUGCCUCUCCCUCACUCACCAAUGUUGCUCUAAAAAGCUUUGGAUGGGGCUCCGUCCUUCCCGACGAACAGAACAGACAAUCCAACGAGCAGGUGGCCGGAUCAGCGGACUUGCGGGUGGGACCAGAGCUGCCAACAGUGGUUUAGCAGCGAGGAAGAGAGGACGCUUUGCUUGCUUGUUCUUGCUUGCUUCGGAGGCGGGCACCUGAGAUACUCCAGCAUCAGAGUUCUGUCCAUUCACUUAACAUUGUCUCAUCUCAUCUCGUCUGGACAUCCGCUGCAGUGUGUCGCCCGCCAGUGGCAAUUCCACCCGUUUCGUUUGAUCGACAUCGCCUCCCUUGGUUCUGACUUCUGUUGCGGACCCGGUGCCCUCUGCUGUCCCAUUGACUACCUCCGUUGCCAUUGUCGUCGCUCUUCUGUUGUGGUAUCGUAUCGUCGGUAUCGUCAUCAUUAUCAUUGCCGUUGCGCAAAGGCUGUCCGCAGCCCGCCUCUGGCUGCCAUGGUGUGGACAACCUCGCUCGGAUUGAGCGGCAGCGGCUUGUUGUAGUCGACCCCGUUUUGAUCUUUGUGACUGCGGAGAUCCGGUCGAACGAGCCAUCAAAUGCCAGUGCAGCUGCACAGGGCGCCUUUCUCCUUGGGCGGAGUCGAGAAAGUACAAUAGUGACCGUAGGAAGUAUUACUAGCAGCUACAGCAAGUGAUGCUUUGCUGAUCACUGGCAGUGCACAAUGUCAAGUAAGGUAUCUCAUUGUAGCCGCUUCGCUUCCUGGGUAUCAAUU
Exophiala dermatitidis NIH/UT8656 is the source of this 4352-nucleotide messenger RNA. Its product is annotated as dihydroxy-acid dehydratase. The coding region runs from base 271 to 2064 and encodes 597 amino acids. Gene Ontology annotation, biological process: branched-chain amino acid biosynthetic process. Gene Ontology annotation, molecular function: dihydroxy-acid dehydratase activity. The transcript has 3 exons. NCBI's taxonomy places the organism in Eukaryota, Fungi, Ascomycota, Eurotiomycetes, Chaetothyriales, Herpotrichiellaceae. Gene Ontology annotation, cellular component: mitochondrion. The record is from RefSeq and is a predicted model, not a curated record.